Fopius arisanus is the source of this 2072-nucleotide messenger RNA. RefSeq names its product mediator complex subunit 27 (gene MED27). Lineage: Eukaryota; Metazoa; Arthropoda; Insecta; Hymenoptera; Braconidae. Bases 717 to 1610 code for a protein of 297 amino acids. Gene Ontology annotation, molecular function: transcription coactivator activity. Gene Ontology annotation, cellular component: mediator complex. The record is from RefSeq and is a predicted model, not a curated record. Gene Ontology annotation, biological process: regulation of transcription by RNA polymerase II. The transcript is spliced from 5 exons.
GUCCGUGCGCACAGAACACCGCGGGCAGUCCCAACUUGACGAGAUACGAUAAUUACGAAAAUUCUUAACCUAAUAAAUAAUUCUCUCUUAAAAAAAACAGUACAAUCAUGUAAAAUCCAAUAGUCAGUGAAAAAUAAUUGAUUGAAGAGAAUUUAGCGUGUGGAUUUUGGUCUUGACCAUCAAAAACACUUCGAUUGGAUCUCUGAAACGGGAAUGGGAGUAUCAGAUACAUUGAAUUACGUUCUGUUUUCUAAUCCCGUCAGCUCGAGUGCCGGUUCGUUUACGAAAACUGCUGCAUCAGCUGUUAUUUUUUAAUAAAAAAUAAGAGGAAUCAAUUUAUUUAUUGUUAUUGCCUGAUUUUUGGAGACUGGUCCCACCAGUGCCGAACAGCUGCAAAGUGGGGAUGACAUGGCGAUGAGGGGAAGGUGAUUGUGACCGACGCGCUGUCUCGUGCCGCCUGAGAGAACUUGUCCCCGGUUUUUGGCUUGACAAUACCUGCUUGUAUCAUACCUCAGCUGUCCGCCUCUCAUUCAACAGAACGAACAGAACAUCAGAAUAACUAAACAAACUUAACCCCGAAAACGAUCCUACCACAUUUUGUAAUUUACUACUAAUUAUAGAGCAGACCAGAAAUUUAUGAAAAUCGUUGAUUACGUGUAUCGAUUCGAUUGAUGAAAUAAAUUAUUUUUGUUCAGCUGACAUCGUUAAAGUGUACAAUGGAUCAGCAACAUCAUCAACAAUUGAGCAAUGCUCUGACAGCCGUACGCGUCCUCAGGUCAAGUGUUAGACAAGUAUUUGAUUCUGUGGCAAAUGGUCUGAGGUCGGAUCAUGGGGAUGAGAACAAGGAUUCCAAGUAUCUGAGUGAAUUACAGGAGUUGUUAUUCACAGCACAUGCCAAUUUGAGGGAUGUUGAGCAGGCUGUAGGCACUUUGAAUCCACCUCCAGGUCCAUUCAGCCUUGGCAGUACAACGUACCUCAGUCAGGAGACGAGUCAAGAAAGACAAGCAUUGUACAGUACUCUCGUAAACAGUUACAAAUGGUGUGACAAAGCUCACGAGUACAGCAACAUUGCUCAGGUCCUUCUCAGUCAAAAUUCAUUGAAAAGGUCGUACAUCAAUAGCGCCAGAUCCAAACGGGGACGAAUACAGACUAGUACUCAUAAUGUGUCAACUGCACAAGUCGAUACGAUGUUCAGCACCCUGGAUCGUUUGUUUCCUGAGAUGACAGUCACAAUAACUCGACCUUACGCUUCCAAUGCCAUCCUCAACGUCUCCAUAGGUCACAUCUUGAAGGGAGCAAUAGCCUUUAAGGGACUUAUGGUUGAGUGGGUGGUUAUUAAGGGCUAUGGUGAAACCAUGGACCUAUGGACUGAGUCACGUCACAAAGUAUUUAGGAAAAUGACUGAAAAUGCUCAUGCGGCGAUGCUACAUUUUCACUCUCCAGCACUACCUGAACUCGCCGUCAGAUCCUUCAUGACGUGGUUCGCAAGUUUUGCGACAGUAUUCAGUGAUCCCUGCAAAAAAUGUGGACUACAUCUACAUAGCGCCUUGCCACCGACCUGGCGAGAUUUCCGCACGCUCGAGCCAUUUCACCAGGAAUGCAAGUCAUGAGUGCAUCUGAAGACCCAUUCCGUCUGUACAUAAAUCAAUUCACUGAUAAAAAAAAACAAAUUAAAAUGAGCAGAAGAGAAAUGAGGAAAAAUAUCUGACUCCACUUCCAGCUGAAUGAAUUUCUAAAUAAACUAUUGAAUAAUGAAUUAAUUCCAGCACAAACAAUCGAUUAUUGUUAGUCAUCUUUAUUCAUUGAAUAACAAAAUUGACGAUAGUAUAAAGUUGAAGGAUUGGGAAUUUGUUUUUUUAUCAUUUUAAUAUAUUUUUUUUUCUUAAGGAAAAUUAUUUGCAUACUUGCGUUAACAGAUUUUCUUCUACUUCGAUUAGUACUUAUAGAAAGUUAUCUCGGUACAAUGUUGGAUUAUUUUUUUUUUCCUUCUCUCAUAUCUGUUCAAUACAGCUCACGGAAGUUGGUCCACACAGAGCUUCCUGCGAAUGAAAUAAAGUAAAAUAAUUUAUGAA